This is a messenger RNA of Staurois parvus, 372 nucleotides long. The record is from the annotation of a GenBank genome assembly. Lineage: Eukaryota; Metazoa; Chordata; Amphibia; Anura; Ranidae.
AGAAGGAGAAGGAUGAGAAGAAGGAGAAGGAGAAGGAUGAGAAGAAGGAGAAGGAUGAGAAGAAGGAGAAGGAUGAGAAGAAGGAUGAGAAGAAGGAUGAGAAGAAGGAGAAGGAUGAGAAGAAGGACAUGUAUCUGCAGAAUGUCAUUUAUGGAAAAAAAUAGAUACAAUGUUUCAACCGCUGUAUGGAGUGAAUGUCCCAGAACUGUCAUAAAUAGUCUAUUUCUGACAGUUCUGGGACAUUCACUCCAUACAGCUGUUUCAACCGCUGUAUGGAGGGAAUGUCAUAGAACUGUCAGAAAUAGACUAUUAAUGACAGUUCUGGGACUGUCCUUCCAUAGAGCGGUUGAAACAUUGUAUCUAUUUGUUUCC